AUGAAGGUCAUGCGUGACCUGUGCACCGGCACGUCAUCAUACAGGUACAUUAGACCACUGGCAGCAGCCUGUUCCCUUGUGGUAAAUAACUUGUCAGUUUGCGAUUCAUUAAUCCAUGGAAAGGUAUAGUUAUCCAGCCGUAGAGCAAGGAACACACACAUUACACUGUCGAAACGUACGAUAGUCUAAGUAGACAAGUACGAUGAACUCUAAGCGGACUGCACAGGUUGUACGUGCGGCAACACUGAUCGGGCUGAUAGACCUCAACAUGUAGCCACUCAUGUCGGAAAAUCCCGUGCAUGAGAUAUGGAAGGAUCGUGUGCAACUAGACGGAUGACGUUUGCGUGCGCCAUACUGAUUUGCCUUGCUCAUGGGCGAGCCUCCAAUCCAGUCGUUCAAGCUAUUCAGGGGCGUAUUGUCGGUACGAGGCUCGAGUUCAGCCCCAUCGAUCCCAAGCUUCGCCGGAGCGUGGACGCCUACUUGGGUAUACCGUACGCCGAGCCGCCCGUCGGGCUGCUACGAUUUAAACCUCCGGUAGCCAAGUCACUGCGUGGGGAGCUGCAAGCUACCAAGCUGGGCAAUCGAUGCCCACAACCACCGUUUAAUUUCGGUUUGAUGACUGUAAAGGGAACGUUCAACGAGGAUUGUCUAUUUUUGGAUGUAUUUGUUCCCCACCGAGCACCUCCCAAAGCAGCUGUCCUUGUCUUUCUCCACGGAGGUGGCUUCUUCCUGGGCGCUGGCACCAUCGAGCGCACGCCACCAACUCCCAUUGCCGCCGUCGGGGAUGUCAUCGUUGUCACCCUCAACUAUCGCCUUGGAGCGUUGGGAUUUCUCUCAACAGAUGAUGACAUCAUUCCAGGAAAUAUGGGACUGCUUGAUCAACGCCUCGCACUGGAAUGGGUCAGAGAUAACAUUCAGGCUUUUGGGGGUGAUCCUGAGCGAGUUACUAUCGUUGGCGAGAGUGCUGGGGCAGCCAGCGUGAGCUUCCACUUGUUGUCACCGGGCAGUGCCGGUCUCUUCCACGCUGCAAUUAUGGAGAGCGGCGAUGCCACGGUAUCAUGGGCCACAGUGCGCGCCGACGAGGCUCGUAAACGGGCGUUUGCUCUCGGAAAGAUAGUGGGUUGCCAUAGGGACACCUCUUGGCAGUUGUUGGAAUGUCUGCAGAAGGUGACGGACUUCAACAUCUUUGUCGAAAAGCAACAUGAAAGGCUACACCAAGAACUGAACAGGUCCGAUAUUUUGACCUCCUUCGUGCCGGUGGUUGACGGAAAAUUCCUUCUCAGUGACCCAGAUGAUGUCUACGCAGAAGGCCCCAUUAACGAUGCAGCAAUCAUCAUCGGAGGAAACGCCGACGAGAGAAUGCUUAAGGUGGCGAGUUUCUUCCCCGACCACACCGACGAACCGCCCUUUGUCGACAGUGCCUCCUACGACGCUCUCGCUCAGGUCACCUUGAGACAGAUCAGCGCCGAGCCUAUCGUUGCCGAGGCCAUCAAGCUGUUGUACCGCAACGCGUCGUGCGCAGCGGAUGCACCCAAAUGCGACUACCUGCAGACUCUCUCGCAGGUCCUGGGUGAUAUCACAUACUCGUGCCCCAUUGACAAGGCAGCACGGGCCUUUGCCAGAGCUGGCCGGAAGGUUUACCGAUACUACAUGACUCAUGCUCCUACCACGCCCCUAGUAGGUAACAAAUGGACGGGAGCAACUCACUUGGACGACCUCCUGUUUGUCUUUGGUCUGCCGUUGAUCUCUUCUGAGGAGUAUGCAUUUACAUCUGAAGAGGCCCGUAUGUCGCUGUGGGUUAUUAAAUACUGGACCAAUCUUGCCAAGACCGGCAAUCCCAACCUGUCCUCCUUGGAUGCUGAGCUGACGUUUGAAGAGACGGAGACAGAGUGGUUACCGUUUACCCUCCAAGAACUUGCCUACAAAGACCUCUCACCAGCAAUGCUAAAUGGGCGUGGCGUCAAAGCCAAGGAGUGCCUUAUACUGAACGAAUUUAUACCCAAACUAGCCCAUAUUGCAGAGGAAGCCAAAAUGUGUCGAGAGAAAAUGUCAGAACAUGCAGAGAUGUCGACCAAAGAUGGCGGGGCCGGAAGUGGGACAUGCACAAAAGAAACAUGUCCCGACCAGUAAAUGUGUCUCCAAGGACAUAGCGCUGUCAUGUAGCUGUCGUAAAAGCUUUUUGUACAGAGGUUUGAAACGGCUACAUUAACCAAACUACGUGUCCGAUCGGGUUGAAACCUUGCAUGUAUCCACAAAGGGAUGUGUUUGAGAUGAAAAGUAUCGGCGACCAGGUCCCUCAUCGGUUAUGAACGACAAGUUUAUACACGCUCCACCACACUUUUAUUCCCUUAUUAUUAAAAUCACUAUAUCUUCUAAACUACAUGUCAGAUUCGGCUGAAACCUUUUAUCUGUUGUAUCUAUAAAUGCAAAUGUUUUAGUCAAAAACUCACACGAUUUGCAAAUGACAUCAUCAUAUGAUCAGUCACAUGAACAUCAUCACUAUAUCACAUAAACCAAAGUUACACUGAUAAAACAUUCUCUGUUGAACAUUCGUUUUAAAUUAUAUUCACUUACUAAUUUUUUGCCUUUACUUUUCCAGUAUACACAAAUUGUUCAAAAUUGCAAAACAAUGCGAAAAAGCCCUCUGUUCUGUUGGCAAACAGACAGAUAAGCUCUCGUUCUCGUUGAUUUGCUACAAGUAACAACAAAUUCUGAAAUGUCUAAUUCACUCAUUUGAGGGCUACAAACAUUGUCUGUUUGUUUUCUGCCAUUCUGAACCGGCGCUGAACCAACGCCAACCCCCUGUUCUCGUUCGGUCGGAACAAUGACGUCACACAGGCAUAACCAAGUUGCGAAAACGCUUAACCAAUGAGCAAAGCUGAAACAAGUUUGUGGUUCGGGUUAAUGCCCAAACACGCCCUUAAAUGGAAUUUAUCGUACAUUGACUUUUUGACUCUCUCACUUAAACGGUAUUUAUGAAUGGGAAUAAAUUUGUGCUUAAUUAAUCUUAAAUGUUACCUCAAACUACCGUUUACGGCCGAAUUAGGAGAAUGGACGUUGAUAAUGCCCUAACCUGCGGCUCGGGCAUUAGUUGUGUCAAUUCUCCUGACUAGCCAAGCACAUAUUUAUUCCCUUAUUUAAACGUGCAUUAAAACUCCAGUUGUGAAACAGAAGCUGCAAAUUUUCACAGUUUGUAGCAUCCGCGUGCAAAACGACCAGUCAAAACAAUUUAUUUUGAGUAUUUAAACUAUUUCCAGGGGUGACCCAGGAUUUUUUUUUGGGGGGGGUUGUUGGUUAGAGAAUGUUUUGUUCGUACAAGAGAGCCUUAUAUUACUGCAUGUAGUUGCUGCCAAUAGUAUAGAGUCAUCUAGAUUCUUUGUUUUUCGUCCUUAACCGUCCUUGCCAUGCAUGGAAAAUAAAUCCCCUACAUGGUACACGGUGAAUAAUCUUGUCUUAAAUACAAAUAAAUCUAUGGUUAUGAUGAUAAACUCGAGGCAUAAAGAUCAGAUAAUAAACUGAACUUUUUUAUUUAUGUCGACCAACUUUAACAAGUUAAUGCAGUGGACUACCUUGGAAUUAAGUUCGGCUAAGCUGAGUAGCUCCAUUUCAGAAUUAAAGCGAUUAAAGGGUGUGACUUCUAAAGACAUGUUAAUGACCAAUUUUAAUGGUACCACCCAACCAUGUAUUGAUUACGCCAUUAGCAUUUGGGGAUUUACAACCCAAAAGAACUUGGUUUGUAUUCAGCGACUUCAGAAUUAUGCUGCCAGAGUUAUCUUAGAAAAUUAUGACUACUUGAGCUCUGAAGAAAUUGGCCUGGCCAAGUUGUUGGGAUGGAUGGAUGCUACUCAGCGGAGGGAUUAAUUUACCACGGUCUUAAUUAAUGUACAAAGGUAUCCAUGGUCUGGCCCCAAGCUACCUCACCAAUAAUAUUGUUUUACAAAUUCACACCAAACAGUAUUAUUGCUAGGUCUCAUCCAAUGAAUUUAUGUUACCCCAUCCCCAGACCUGAGCGAGCAAAAUGUUCACUAAACUUUGCUAGACCCAAACUCUGGAACAACUUACCUGAUUUCCUUAAAGAUAGUGUAAAUAGUGUCACCACCUUUAAAAAAAAACUUAAAACGUUUGUUUUAAAUGAAUCCCGAUCAGAGUACAGUUUACAGGAUGUAACUUUUAGUUAAUAUUCCUUUUUUAUAUUUUUGGUGUGUUUUUCUUUUUAAUCAUAUUAGUAGACGUGUAAUUUUGAUAACAGGGCUAUAUUGAAAACCAUCUAAAGCUGAACAAUGUUAACCUGCAUAAAUGUUUUGAAAUAAAUGAAAAAAAAUCUGUGCAUAAUUAUAUGGUUUUUUAAGGAUUCUUCUAAUGGCCUUUAGACGUAGGCCCCUAAAACACAAAA
Molecule: messenger RNA, 4393 nt
Organism: Acanthaster planci (crown-of-thorns starfish)
Lineage: Eukaryota; Metazoa; Echinodermata; Asteroidea; Valvatida; Acanthasteridae
Product: acetylcholinesterase-like
Biological process (GO): acetylcholine catabolic process; choline metabolic process
Cellular component (GO): plasma membrane
Molecular function (GO): acetylcholinesterase activity
Source: RefSeq, a predicted model, not a curated record